This is a messenger RNA of Lepidothrix coronata (blue-crowned manakin), 1055 nucleotides long. RefSeq names its product zinc finger protein 239-like. The transcript has a single exon. NCBI's taxonomy places the organism in Eukaryota, Metazoa, Chordata, Aves, Passeriformes, Pipridae. Gene Ontology annotation, cellular component: nucleus. The record is from RefSeq and is a predicted model, not a curated record. Bases 448 to 966 code for a protein of 172 amino acids. Gene Ontology annotation, molecular function: RNA polymerase II cis-regulatory region sequence-specific DNA binding; DNA-binding transcription factor activity, RNA polymerase II-specific. Gene Ontology annotation, biological process: regulation of transcription by RNA polymerase II.
UUGAAGGGCUCCCCGGCGCAGGAAGGCAGCGGGGAGGAAAAGGGCCAGAGAUCCCCCCGCAGGAGGGGCUCCAAAGCCAGCCCAGGGUGUUCUGAGGAGGAAAGAGCCAGCCUGUGCUGGGAAGGCAGCCGGAGCUUGAACGGGAGCUCUGACCUGGUGGUCCCUGAGCAGCCUCCCAGCAGGGUGAAGCCAUUCAGGUGCUUGGAAUGUGGGAAGAGCUUCAGCAGGAGCACCACCCUCCUCAGUCACCAACACAUCCAUACUGGGGAAAAGCCCUACCCAUGUAGGGAAUGUGGGAAGAGCUUCAGGCAGAGCACCCACCUGAUCCAACACCAGCGCAUCCACACUGGGGAACAGCCAUACAUCUGUGGGGAAUGUGGGAAGAGCUUCAAGCAGAGCUCCCACCUGAUCCGGCACAAGCACAUCCUUACCGGGGAAUGGCCUUACAUGUGUGGGGAAUGUGGGAAGAGCUUCAGUGAGAGGUCCAACCUCCUCACCCACCAGCGCAUCCACACUGGGGAACAGCCCUUCAAGUGUUCAGAAUGUGGGAAGAGCUUCAGCCAGAGCUCCCACCUCCACACCCACCAGCGCAUCCACACUGGGGAACAGCCCUACAAGUGUUCAGAAUGUGGGAAGAGCUUCAGUGACAGCUCCAGCGUCCGCAAACACCAGCACAUCCACACUGGGAAACGGCCCUAUACGUGUGGGGAAUGUGGGAAGAGCUUCAGGCAGAGCUCCCACCUCCACAAACACCAGCGCAUCCACACUGGGGAACGUCCCUACACGUGUGGGGAAUGUGGGAAGAGGUUUCAGACCAGCUCAGAUCUCCUCAGGCAUGAGCGGAUGCACACGGAUGAGAGGCCCUUCCGCUGCACUGACUGCGGGAAGGGCUUCAACCAGAACUCUGCCCUAAUCAGUCACCAGCGCCUCCACACUGGGGAACGGCCUUACAAAUGCUUGGAAUGAGGGAAGAGCUUCACCCAGAGCUCUGCCUUGACCAAACACCAACGGACCCACCAGUAAGGGAAGCCCUGUGAGUGCCCCGACUGCGGGAA